This is a messenger RNA of Zingiber officinale, 1643 nucleotides long. RefSeq lists its product as uncharacterized. NCBI's taxonomy places the organism in Eukaryota, Viridiplantae, Streptophyta, Magnoliopsida, Zingiberales, Zingiberaceae. The record is from RefSeq and is a predicted model, not a curated record. Bases 259 to 1311 code for a protein of 350 amino acids. The transcript has 7 exons.
AAUUUCCUUAACCCCUCCGCUUCCGCUCCCCUUCUUCCGGUGUUCGAUUCAUCCGAUCUUCCACGUCGCUAUUCCCUCCGCGCCUCUCCAAGGCCGAGUCCUCCGGCGCUUCUCCGUCUCUUGCUGCAUUUUAGCUUCGUGCCCGAGAAAUCCGGCGCUGCUCCGUCGUCCUUGUUGCAGCAUUGCUAAUUACAAGAAGCUACUUUUGGUUCAAUGAAAGGCACAUAUUGCAUUUGAAUUUGGAAAACGUGGAUACAAAUGGACACGAAUGUGGAUGUGCAAUUGCUUUUUAGAGUUGAUGAAGUAAUGGAAGCAAAAAGCUUUGACAUUGGCUUUCGAAGUGCUUGGUUUCGUUGUAAGAUAAAGAAUUACCAAAUCCGAAGAGGACAACAAUGGUGUGCUUUGGAGUACUUUGACUACCCUGAUGAAGACAUAACAUGGACUAAAUUAUAUCAAAAGCUACCUCAGCAACAUAAUCGUGCAAGUGCAAAUGCAAAUGGCAAUUUGGAACUCAUGGUGCGCCCAUCUUUUCCUCCCAUCUUUAAGGAAAGUCAACUACCAGUGAUUUUCCCAGCAUCAUCAGAUGUGAUAGCAAUUGUCAGUGACACCUGGAAAAUUGGUGAUUUGGUUGAUUGGUGGUUUCAAAAUUGCUACUGGUCAGGAAAAAUAAGCAAAAUUCUUGAGGAUGAUAAAGUGUCGUUAGAUUUGCCAGAUCCUCCAAUUGGUGAAGGGAAAUCUUAUGAUGCUGAUUGUAAGGAUUUGCGUCCCACACUAGAUUGGACUCCAGAAAGUGGCUGGAAAGUUCCUGCACCCGAGGAGCAUGAAAGUCUUUGCAGUUGUGCCAAAUUGAUUCAUCGGGACAGUCAAGAAGCAAUCAAAAUGAGGGCAGACGUACUUUGUGACGGUUUCUUGGAAGACAUUGAAGAUUGCUCUUCUAGCACCAGCAAUGAAUCGAGUGAAGGAAUGAUCACACCGACAAAAGCACUGCCAUCUACGGAAGCUUAUGCUACGGCCGAUAUGGAGGAUGGCCAUACGACUAAAAAUGAUCAAGCAAUUUCAGCUAAAAUUGGCACUGAGGUACAAAACAUGCUGAAUGAUCACUUCAAUUAUCUCGAGGGAAUAUGGAUAAAUGAAAUGAGACGAACAGCUUCUCUAAGGUGUCCUACCGUAGAAUCAUCCAUCAUUCGGCUGGAAAUGCUGUCUCAGAAGAUUAGAUGGCUUAAAGGCUUGGUGAAGCUAGAUCCAGAGUUUUCAAGCCCUGUGAAGCACACUUGGGAAUUUGUAGAGAGCCAGAGAGCCGCGCCUCACUGAAAUAGAGAUGGGACAUUGCUGAGUCUCAAACUUGGGAAUUUGGUAGAGUUGUCCCCUACGAAAUUAUCUGGGCAUCAACUACCAGAUCCUACUCUUUCUUUACUUGUAAUCAUGGUGUUUCAGCAAAGUUUACAUGCAUUCAUCUCAGUAAAUGCAAGCCAUGAGACCUUAUCAUCUGUGGGCCAUAUUUUGAGCAACUCGUCAUGUAAUGUUCGUCAGAUGGUUAAAGGUGACUUCCAUGUGAUUUUUUAUUUUUCCUUUCUCCAAUCUCAUCUUAAAUCCUGUACUCUAUAUUCUACAGUAAUCGUUGACCAAUAGUUUAUAGUUUUGAA